This is a messenger RNA of Hippopotamus amphibius kiboko, 5492 nucleotides long. It is a transcript of the gene SMC4, whose product is annotated as structural maintenance of chromosomes 4. The coding region runs from base 551 to 4435 and encodes 1294 amino acids. The record is from RefSeq and is a predicted model, not a curated record. NCBI's taxonomy places the organism in Eukaryota, Metazoa, Chordata, Mammalia, Artiodactyla, Hippopotamidae. The transcript has 24 exons. Gene Ontology annotation, biological process: mitotic chromosome condensation. Gene Ontology annotation, cellular component: chromosome. Gene Ontology annotation, molecular function: ATP hydrolysis activity; ATP binding; protein binding.
GGCGCCAUUUUCGAGUGAAGGACCCGGAGCCGAAACACCGGUAGGAGCGGGGGGGCUACACAACCGUUUCCAGCCUUGGUCUGCGUGGACUAUCCCGCAGGUAAAGUACUUCUUUUCCUGAUCAGGUUGUCACACUGUUACUUCCUGCCCCGUCCGCGGGCGCCUGGAAAGUAGAGGCCUUGAGCUGGAGCAGCCGAAGUCUAGGCUGAGGCUGCCGCCGGGAAAUUUUCUCGCUGUCACCCCUCCCCCCUCGGCCGCUCCCCGGCAGUCGAGGCUCCCGCGCGCUUCUCCCGGGCGCCACUUCUCUGAGCUACAGAAGCGUCUCUCAGGGGACGGCGGGCGCGGGGCGGGUGGGGGUGGGGGGGUCUCAGCCUCACGGACCUCUUCUCAAGAAAUCUCGGUCUUGGUCGGACUCUAGCGUCGCCCCCUGCCCCGGCCCCCUGCCAGCCUCUCUUCUCCCAAGGGACUCAUCAGCGGGGCUGAGCCCUUGCUGGUGACCUUUCGUGGUUGCCCAGCGGGAUUCCGCCGCGGACCCCGGAGGGACAAACCCAUGUCACCCCAAGCGACCAUGCCCCGUAAGGGCACCCAGCCCUCCACUGCCCAGCGCAGGGAGGAAGGGCCGCCGCAGUCCCCGGACGGCACCAGCAGCGAAGCGGAGCCGGAGCCGCCGCCCGGCCGCGCGGGAAGCCCGGCGCCUGCCACCGCAGAGACUCCAAGUGACGAAAUUGAUAAUAGAAGUUUAGAAGAGAUUUUGAAUACCAUCCCUCCUCCCCCACCUCCAGCAAUGACCAAUGAACCUGGAGCUCCUCGUCUUAUGAUAACUCAUAUUGUAAACCAGAACUUCAAAUCCUAUGCUGGGGAAAAAAUUCUGGGACCUUUCCAUAAGCGCUUUUCCUGUAUUAUUGGGCCAAAUGGCAGUGGCAAAUCCAAUGUUAUUGAUUCUAUGCUUUUUGUGUUUGGCUAUCGAGCACAAAAAAUAAGAUCUAAAAAACUCUCAGUUCUAAUACACAAUUCUGAUGAACACAAGAAUAUUCAGAGUUGUACUGUAGAAGUUCAUUUUCAAAAGAUAAUUGAUAAGGAAGGGGAUGAUUAUGAAGUAAUUCCUAACAGUAACUUCUAUGUAUCCAGAACGGCCUACAGAGAUAAUACUUCUGUUUAUCACAUAAGUGGGAAGAAGACGACAUUUAAGGAUGUUGGAAAUCUUCUUCGAAGCCAUGGAAUUGACUUAGACCAUAAUAGAUUUUUAAUCUUACAGGGUGAAGUUGAACAAAUUGCUAUGAUGAAACCAAAAGGCCAAACUGAACAUGAUGAGGGUAUGCUUGAAUAUUUAGAAGAUAUCAUUGGUUGUGGACGGCUGAACGAACCUAUUAAAGUCUUGUGUCGGAGAGUUGAAAUAUUAAAUGAACACAGAGGAGAGAAGUUAAACAGAGUUAAGAUGGUAGAAAAGGAAAAGGAUGCCUUAGAAGGAGAGAAAAACAUAGCCAUUGAAUUUCUUACCUUGGAAAAUGAAAUAUUUAGAAAAAAGAAUCACGUUUGUCAAUAUUACAUUUACGAUCUGCAGAAACGAAUUGCUGUAAUGGAGACUCAAAAGGAAAAAAUUCAUGAAGAUACCAAAGAAAUUAAUGAGAAGAGCAAUAUACUGUCAAACGAAAUGAAAGCUAAGAAUAAAGCUAUAAAAGAUGUAGAGAAGAAGCUGAAUAAAAUUACAAAAUUUAUAGAGGAGAACAAAGAAAAAUUUACAAAACUAGAUUUGGAAGAUGUUCAAGUUAGGGAAAAAUUAAAACAUGCUACAAGUAAAGCCAAAAAACUGGGAAAACAACUUCAAAAAGAUAAAGAAAAGGUUGAAGAAUUUAAAAGUAUUCCUGCCAAGAGUGAGAAUAUCAUAACUGAGACAACAACUAGAAACAAUGCCCUUGAGAAAGAAAAAGAAAAAGAAGAAGAAAAAUUAAAGGAAGUUAUGGAUAACCUUAAACAGGAAACACAAGGGCUUCAGAAAGAAAAAGAAAGUCGAGAGAAAGAACUUAUGGAUUUUAGCAAAUCAGUAAAUGAAGCACGUUCAAAGAUGGAUGUAGCCCAAUCAGAACUUGAUAUCUAUCUUAGUCGUCAUAAUACUGCAGUGUCUCAAUUAAGUAAGGCCAAGGAAGCUCUAAUGGCAGCUUCUGAGACUCUCAAAGAAAGGAAAACUGCAAUUGGAGAUAUAGAGGCAAAACUCCCUCAAACUGAACAUGAACUAAAGGAGAGAGAAAAACAACUUCAGAAACUUACACAAGAGGAAAUAAAUUUUAAAAGUUUGGUUCAUGAUCUUUUCCAAAAAGUUGAAGAAGCAAAGAGUUCCUUAGCAAUGAAUCGAAGUAGGGGGAAAGUCCUUGAUGCAAUAAUUCAAGAAAAAAAAUCUGGCAGAAUUCCAGGAAUAUAUGGAAGAUUGGGGGACUUGGGAGCAAUUGAUGAAAAAUACGAUGUUGCUAUUUCAUCCUGUUGUCAUGCAUUAGACUACAUUGUUGUUGAUUCUAUUGAUACAGCCCAAGAAUGUGUAAACUUCCUUAAAAGACAGAAUAUUGGAGUUGCAACCUUUAUAGGUUUGGAUAAGAUGGCAGUGUGGGCAAAGAAAAUGACCAAAAUUCAAACUCCUGAAAAUACUCCUCGGUUAUUUGAUUUAGUAAAAGUAAAAGAUGAGGAAAUUCGCCAAGCUUUUUACUUUGCCUUACGGGAUACCUUAGUAGCUGACAACUUAGAUCAAGCCACAAGAGUAGCAUAUCAAAAAGAUAGAAGAUGGAGAGUGGUAACAUUACAGGGACAAAUCAUAGAACAGUCAGGUACAAUGACUGGCGGUGGAAGCAAAGUAAUGAAAGGAAGGAUGGGUUCAUCAGUUGUUGUUGAAAUCUCAGAAGAAGAGGUAAAUAAAAUGGAAUCACAGUUGCAGAGAGACUCGCAAAAAGCAGUGCAAAUUCGGGAACAGAAAGUACAACUGGAAGAAGCAGUAGUUAAGUUAAGGCAUAGUGAACGAGAAAUGAGGAACACACUAGAAAAGUUCACUGCAAGCAUCCAGCGUUUAUCAGAGCAAGAAGAAUAUUUGAAUAUCCAAGUUAAGGAACUUGAAGCUAAUGUACUUGCUACAGCCCCUGACAAAAAAAGGCAGAAAUUGCUAGAAGAAAAUGUUAGUGCUUUCAAGACAGAGUAUAACAAUGUGGCUGAGAGAGCUGGUAAAGUGGAAGCAGAGGUUAAAAGGUUACACAAUAUUAUCAUAGAAAUCAAUAACCAUAAACUAAAGGCCCAACAAGACAAACUUGAUAAAAUAAAUAAGCAACUAGAUGAAUGUGCUUCUGCUAUUACUAAAGCCCAAGUAGCAAUCAAGACUGCUGACAGAAAUCUUAAAAAAGCACAAGACUCUGUCUUUCGCACAGAGAAAGAAAUAAAAGAUACUGAGAAAGAAGUAGAUGACUUAAAAGCAGAACUAAAAAGUCUUGAAGACAAAGCAGCAGAGGUUGUAAAGAACACAAAUGCUGCAGAGGAGUCCUUACCAGAGAUCCAGAAAGAACAUCGUAACCUACUUCAAGAACUAAAAGUAAUUCAGGAAAAUGAACAUGCUCUUCAAAAAGAUGCACUUAGUAUUAAGUUGAAACUUGAACAAAUAGAUGGUCACAUUGGUGAACAUAAUUCUAAAAUAAAAUACUGGCAAAAAGAGAUUUCAAAAAUAUCAUUACAUCCCAUAGAAGACAAUCCUGUUGAAGAGAUUCCAGUUCUAAGCCCAGAAGAUCUUGAAGCAGUCAAGAACCCAGAUUCUGUAACAAAUCAAAUUGCGCUUUUGGAAGCCCAGUGUCAUGAAAUGAAACCAAACCUUGGUGCCAUUGCAGAGUAUAAGAAGAAGGAAGAAUUAUAUUUACAACGGGUAGCAGAAUUGGACAAAAUUACUUAUGAAAGAGAUAAUUUUAGGCAAGCAUAUGAAGAUCUUCGGAAACAAAGGCUUAAUGAAUUCAUGGCUGGUUUUUAUAUAAUAACCAAUAAAUUAAAGGAAAAUUACCAGAUGCUUACUUUGGGAGGUGAUGCUGAGCUGGAGCUUGUAGACAGCUUGGAUCCUUUCUCUGAAGGAAUCAUGUUCAGUGUUCGACCACCUAAGAAAAGUUGGAAGAAGAUCUUCAACCUUUCAGGAGGAGAGAAAACACUUAGUUCAUUGGCUUUAGUGUUUGCUCUUCACCACUACAAACCCACUCCCCUGUACUUCAUGGAUGAGAUUGACGCAGCCCUUGAUUUCAAAAAUGUUUCCAUUGUUGCAUUUUAUAUAUAUGAACAAACAAAAAAUGCCCAAUUCAUAAUAAUUUCUCUUCGAAAUAAUAUGUUUGAGAUUUCAGAUAGACUUAUUGGAAUUUACAAGACAUACAAUAUAACAAAAAGUGUUGCAGUAAACCCAAAAGAAAUUGCAUCUAAAGGACUCUGCUAAACUUGUUUAUACCGAAGACUUCUCAAAUUGAAUCACCAUAGACUGUAUUUACUGACUUUCUAUGUGUAAAGUUAUCAGUUAUAUAAAAUACAUAUUCUUAAACUGGAUCAUGUAACUAGCUUCUAUUUUAUGCUGUUAAGUAAGAGAUGUUACAAGUCUAAUAAAAUAUUCUCUAUACCUGCUUCUAGGAGAUUGUAAGAAACUGACAGUUUUGUAAGUGGCAGACUAUGGAGAAAAUAAAAUGUCUGGGGGUGGUCAGGUGACUUACCCUUAGUCCCAAACUGCCACCUGCAGAGUUAAGUGUGUUACUUGAUAAACAGUACAGUUCUAAACUAGAUCAUGUUACCAAAACGCAGCAUACUUUCAUGGACCUUUGGCCUACAAUGGAAAAGCCUACCAACUGCUACUAUAGUAAAAAUUUUAAGGUAUUCCACUUAGUAAUUUAAUCGCUAUUUAUUACCCAAAUACUGAGAACAUUUUUUUUUAAACCAGUCAUUCUGAAUUAUUAGAAUAAAAAAAUUUAAAUUUUGUACAUUCUUUUCUAAAACUUGAUGUGCUUGACUGUUUAAAACACUUGCAAAGGGGCAGCAAAUACGUCUGUAAUAACCUGGAUGUCUCAUUAGUUAAAGGAAAAAAAGUACCCACUAUUGUUGCUUCAGAAAAAGAAUGAAGUGUAUAAGGAUUAAUUUCCUUAGUAUAAAUGGAAAUUAAGAUGGAGUGCUGUUUUCCCAUCAAGUUAUCAAGGGGUUUUUUUUGUUGUUGUGUUACACUGUAUUAGCUCAAGAACAUUACAAUGGUACUGGAAAUAAGUUGGCUACCAACCACUUGGUUUUCAGGAGACAUUUUGGUAUUGAAUCAAAAGUCUGUCCUAGCUAUUCAGUUUCUAGAUACUGAUUCUGAGGAAUUAAAAUUAAAAAUUACCUUGUUAAUUCAGUGCAAUAUUGUUUAGAUACUAAAACCCAACAAAGACAGUCUGUAUCAUAAUAUAACCAUUAAAAUGUAAGUAUAUUAGCAUGGACUUAAAUAAAGCAAGACCUAAAACUCAAGUAUGAUCAUU